UCGACCGUAGCUCUUCUUCUGGUCUUUUUGCUUAAUUUGCAGCAGUCCUCAAAUUCGCUGCCAUGUCUUCUGAAGAAGGGAAGCUUUUCGUGGGAGGGCUCAACUUCAACACCGAUGAGCAGGCUCUGGAAGACCACUUCAGCAGCUUCGGUCCUAUUUCCGAGGUGGUCGUUGUCAAGGACCGGGAGACUCAGCGAUCCCGGGGUUUUGGUUUCAUCACCAUCACCAAUCCAGAACAUGCCUCAGAUGCAAUGAGAGCCAUGAAUGGAGAGUCUCUGGAUGGUCGCCAGAUCCGUGUGGAUCACGCAGGCAAGUCGGCCAGGGGAACUAGAGGGGGUGCCUUUGGGGCCCAUGGGCGUGGUCGCAGCUACUCUAGAGGUGGUGGGGACCAGGGCUAUGGGAGUGGCAGAUAUGACAGUCGACCUGGAGGAUAUGGGUAUGGAUAUGGAAGGUCCAGAGACUAUGGUGGCAGAAGCCAGGGUGGUUAUGACCGCUACUCAGGAGGAAAUUACAGAGACAAUUACGACAACUGAGAUGAGGCAUGUGCACCUAAUGUAGAUACACAAGGAAUAAAACUUCUGGUCCAGGAAAAAAAAAAAAAAAAGAAUGGA
Molecule: messenger RNA, 611 nt
Organism: Zalophus californianus (California sea lion)
Lineage: Eukaryota; Metazoa; Chordata; Mammalia; Carnivora; Otariidae
Product: RNA-binding protein 3-like
Exons: 2
Coding region: 63-533 (156 amino acids)
Biological process (GO): positive regulation of mRNA splicing, via spliceosome; regulation of translation
Cellular component (GO): spliceosomal complex
Molecular function (GO): ribosomal large subunit binding; RNA binding
Source: RefSeq, a predicted model, not a curated record